Leptosia nina is the source of this 1182-nucleotide messenger RNA. The record is from the annotation of a GenBank genome assembly. NCBI's taxonomy places the organism in Eukaryota, Metazoa, Arthropoda, Insecta, Lepidoptera, Pieridae.
AUGCCUAAUAUACCAGUAAUUAGUAUACAAUGUGAUUGGAAUGACGUCCUCAGAUUACCCAAUGGAAAGAUCUGGAUAUCAUCUAAGUACUUAAAUGUCAAUAGUGUUCACGAUUCUAUCACAACUUCUUUGAAUAAACCCGAUGUGAAAAUCAAAGUAAAUGUGCCUGAUUCCUAUCAAUUAAUAUCUUACUCAAAUCUAAGCCUCAUUCUUAAACAUGUUGAGUCUGGAUUAAGGGUAGCAUUUGUGGCUCCUACUAAGGUGCAUAAUCUCCACAAAAAAGCUGUACUUUCUGUAUGUUCAGCGGAGAACUCAUUAGCGGUAUCUUCAUGUGAAGGAGAUCAGCUAUUAGUAUGGGAUAGUAGAACAAAUGAGACUCUGUUAGACUUGAAAGGACAUGGUGGUCCAAUUUACAAAUGUAGGUUCUUCCCUUCAGGUAUAGUAAUUAUAUCAGCUGGUGCAGAUGGAUCUUGUAAGAUAUGGUCAGCUCAAUCUGGUAUUAAUCCAGUAACAUUAAAAGGACAUGUCAUGUCUGUAGCAGAUGUCUGCAUAGUUGAAAAAGGGAGGAAUGUUAUUUCUGUCAGCAAAGAUGGGACAGCUAAACUAUGGGAUGUGGGAGAAUCAAAAUGCUUGGGUGAUGUAAUAAAAGAUCAAGGACCAAUUAAUUGCUGUGCUUUGACAGCAAUUGAUGCUGAAUGCACAGUUGAAAAUGAUAGAGAGAUAGGCACAGAAAAUAAACUUUUAGUAGUGGGAUGUGAGUCAGGAAUGAUAGUGGGGGCGCAUGUAGCAAAACGAGAAGAGCUUUUCCACACACCACUAAAAUCUCCAUGUAAUGCUUCUAUUAUUGUUGAUGAGACCAUAAUAGCAGGGUGUGCAGAUGGAAAAAUUGUGCACAUCAAUGUUGGAAAUGGAGAAAUAAUAAAAGAAAUACAUGAAUCUGCCAGCCCAAUUCUCUCCAUGUUAGCUCUUCCAAAUAGCCUAUAUAUUGUUGGAAGGCAAGAUGGGAAUUGUACUGUGCUGUCUUUACAAGAUAUGUAUUUCUCAACACGGGUACAACUGACCGGAUCUGAUUGCGACGGGAUAAGAGAUCUAUCCUUUAAUGGAAAAUGGGUGUUUGCUGGAUGUCGGGAUUCUUAUGUGAGGAAAUAUGAUUUCAACCAAAUCAACAUACAUUUUAAGUGA